AUGCCUAUUAUUAUUGAAGAAGUGCCGGAAAAUGAUGAAGCUUUAAAAGGCAAGGAAGCAGUAGAGGAGGUGCCAAGGGUUUUACCGCCCGUUCUAAAGCCUCCUCCUCCAUUUUCUCAACGAUUGGCUAAGAAUGCGGAUGAUGGAAAGAUUCUCAAGUUUAUCGAGAGAUUUAAAAGGCUUUCAAUCAACAUUCCUUUGGUGGAAGCACUAGAACAAAUGCCCGGUUAUGCAAUAUUCAUGAAAGACCUUGUGAGCAAGAGGAGACAUGCUAGUUUUGAAAUGGUGGGAGUUACACAUCAUUGUAGCUCUAUUGUGACAAAAGCCUUGGUUCAAAAGAAGGAAGAUCCGGGAGCUUUCACCAUUCCUUGCACUAUUGGUAUGUACAAAUUUACCAAAGCCUUAUGUGAUCUUGGGGAAAGCAUCAACUUGAUGCCACUUGCUCUCUUUAACAAGUUUCGUUUGGGCACUCCCCGACCCACAACAAUGAGGUUGCUAAUGGUGGGUAGAACCAUGAAGAAACCGGUUGGUAUCCUUUAUGAUGUGCUUGUGAGAGUUGAUCGAUUUAUUUUUCCGGCCGACUUUGUGAUCUUGGAUUAUGAAGUUGAUUUUGAGGUUCUCAUAAUCAUGGGAAGACCUUUCUUGGCUACAGGGCAUGCUCUUGUAGAUGUGGAGAGGGAUAUGAGUGUUAUGUCAGUUAUUGAUACGAUUGAUGAAGACACGGAGACAACUGUUGAGCAUGAACAUGUGGGUGAUAUGUUGGCGGCGGUGAUAAUGAACUAUGAUGGGGAAAAUGAAGAAGAGUUCGAGGAGACGGUUAAUGCAUUGAUUGGGUUGGUCUUGAUUUAG
This is a messenger RNA of Lycium barbarum (goji berry), 849 nucleotides long. RefSeq lists its product as uncharacterized. The transcript has 2 exons. Bases 1 to 849 code for a protein of 282 amino acids. The record is from RefSeq and is a predicted model, not a curated record. Lineage: Eukaryota; Viridiplantae; Streptophyta; Magnoliopsida; Solanales; Solanaceae.